Messenger RNA from Cooperia oncophora, 873 nucleotides. NCBI's taxonomy places the organism in Eukaryota, Metazoa, Nematoda, Chromadorea, Rhabditida, Trichostrongylidae. The record is from the annotation of a GenBank genome assembly.
AUGUCUUCCAAGUGCGAUAUCUCCAAGCUCUCCGUUGUGGAAAUGUCGAGGUGGCUGGAGAAACUUAAAGGGAUGUUCGUUCGACCGAUUCGGUUUCUCGGUAUCGACUGGGCGCCACUGAUCAUUCCACCAAAGAGGCGGCUGGAGACUCUUGCUGUAGCCCACUUCAUGUUCCUCUGGGUAGUGCUACCUAUCAUAUCCACUUGGAACUGGUACAAGAAUCAUGCGAUUUGGACCCAUUUCGCUGACUAUUUUCCACUGAGGAUCGUCAAAACUGCGGAUUUACCGCCAGAUCGCAAUUAUAUCAUUGGCUCACAUCCGCAUGGCGCCUUGUCGAUUGGUGCUUUCACUGCUAUGGUCACAUCCGGAUCAGGAUUUCCAGACAUGUACCCCGGCUUGAAAUCCACAAUUCUCACGCUAAAUGGGCAAUUCUGGUUCCCUUUCCGACGGGAUAUUGGCAUCGCUCUUGGUCGAGCAAUAGCCAUCGUCUUGGGAGGAGCGACAGAGGCACUGGACGCUCAUCCCGGAACGCAUGAACUCUGCUUGUCUUCACGUCGUGGAUUUUGUCGUUACGCUCUGAAAUAUGGUACGGACCUUGUACCAAUGUACCACUUUGGUGAGAAUGAUGUCUUUGACCGAUGGGAAGGAAAUGCACGGGGGACUCGCAUUAGAGAAAUUCAGACGUGGAUCAAGAACAAAUUCGGAUUUUGUCCACCAUUGUUGAAAGGUCGCGGCAUCUUCAACUAUAGUUUCGGGAUGCUUCCACAUCGCAGACCCAUCACUACAGUCAUUGGAGCGCCAAUAAGAACCAACGACAGAAUCCCACGAGCAGAAUCGACGACUCAUCACGCCAAGUCUGCAAAGCCUCAUUGA